AUGGAUAAAAAAAGGAAUAUCGUUAAAAAGCCAGAUCGAGGUAGUUUCCUUUUGGAUCACAAUAACGAAUGCACAUCAAUAAAAAACAAUUAUUUAAAAUGUUUAAAGGAGCACAAAAAUGAUCACGUUAGUUGCAGAGAAUAUUCUAAAGAAUAUUUCAUUUGCAGAAUGGACAAAAAUUUACUCGAAAGGCAGAGUUUAAAAGAUUUAGGAUUUUCUGAAAAUGAAAUAAAUUGUGAGAGUCGCAUAAAGCAAUACAAAGAUGUGUAUAGUUAUAACAUGUACAAUGAAGAAAUGGAAAAUUUAUCAAGGAAGGAGGAAAAGUUUAAAAUAAAUGAUGCAUCAAGUAGCAAUGUACCUAUUCAGGAAAAAUUUACCCCAAGGGAAAUGGAAGAUAAAGGAUACAUGAGGCAACCUUGUACAGAAGGUCUCUUGCUUUUAAAUUCUCAUGGCAAAAAGGAAGAAACGGAAAAUUUAAAUGAAAAAAUGUUUGAAAUUGCACAAGAAAAAAAAAUUGCAGUAAAACGGAAGGAAGAAGAAGGUUAUUUGGCUGGAAAGGAAUAUAUAAAAACUUUAGCGGAAAGAAAAAAAAGGCGCUCCCUUUUUUCAUAUAAUAUAUUUAAGAAUGGUGAAACAUAA
Plasmodium gonderi is the source of this 639-nucleotide messenger RNA. RefSeq names its product cytochrome c oxidase assembly protein COX19. NCBI's taxonomy places the organism in Eukaryota, Apicomplexa, Aconoidasida, Haemosporida, Plasmodiidae. Bases 1 to 639 code for a protein of 212 amino acids. The transcript has a single exon. Gene Ontology annotation, cellular component: mitochondrial intermembrane space. The record is from RefSeq and is a predicted model, not a curated record. Gene Ontology annotation, biological process: mitochondrial respiratory chain complex IV assembly.